Molecule: messenger RNA, 459 nt
Organism: Parasteatoda tepidariorum (common house spider)
Lineage: Eukaryota; Metazoa; Arthropoda; Arachnida; Araneae; Theridiidae
Molecular function (GO): actin monomer binding
Source: RefSeq, a predicted model, not a curated record
AUGAAAAAAGUGGCUCCUCCACCACCACCUCCUCCUCCACCAGUGGUGGCUAAACAACCACCCCUUUCCAAUGGCAACAUUCGGAGUAGUAGUGCUCCUCCACCUAUGACCACCACUCCUGGUGAAGAUUGCGCCAUUGAUGAACUUCUGGAAGGACGCAUGGAUUUGCAAGUCGUCCUUCCAGACCUCAAGGUGGUAAAGAUGACUGUUGAUCGCAGGACUCCUAUGAUGGACCUGUUGGUUCAGGCUGCCACAUCCAACAAGAUAUCUCCGAGUGGCCACGUGAUUAAAGUCAUUUCGAGGGAAGAAGAGCGCAAUGUCAACUAUAAACCGAAUACCCCCAUCGGAUCCCUAGAUGCCAAUACAGUGUACAUAGUCCCCAAAUCUACACUAGAAGCACCCGUCAAAAGAAUGCCAAAACUUGCUAACCAGCCUUUUGAGGUUACUAUACAUUCUUAA